Oppiella nova is the source of this 1107-nucleotide messenger RNA. NCBI's taxonomy places the organism in Eukaryota, Metazoa, Arthropoda, Arachnida, Sarcoptiformes, Oppiidae. The record is from the annotation of a GenBank genome assembly.
AUGGGUCGUCCGGUCACUGGUUUUAGUCAAAUAUUGCUACAAAACGGAAAGGAUGUCGUCCUCGCAAGUCAUGGGCCCGUUUGGGCCAGCCUUAGACGGGUUGCCCACUCGGCGGUCAGAAAACUAGCCGUAAGUGAGAAGUUGUCUGAUUUGGCGGACGAUGUGGUCAAUGAAACCGUUGAGACAAUGAUUAAGAAUGAAGGCAUCGGUAAACCAUUUAAUCCCAAGACAUAUAUCUAUAUGUCUGUCAUAAACAUAAUCGCGUCGUCGGCUUUUGGCAAACGAUACUCUUUUGAUGACAAAGAACUGAAGUUUUAUGAGGAAAGCUUUGAGUACUUCAGAGCCAACACUAAUAAAUUAGCCCUAACUGACCGAGUUCCUAUACUCAAACCAUUUUAUGCCAAUGUGGUCAACAAAACCGAACAAACAAUGAAAGGACUGUCUAUGAGUGUAAAACAGAAAUAUAUGGAUCGACUGAAAGUGCACUCAAAGGGAGAGAUCCAUGACUUCUGCGAUGCGCUCAUUGAAGCCAAAGAGGAGGCCAUCGCUGACGAGAAAGAGAGCGCUUCCGCCUUAACUGAUGUCAACCUCUCACUGGUUAUUAUGGAUUUAUUUAUAGCCGGUACCGACACAACACAGUAUACGAUGCGAUGGAUUAUACUAUUGAUGGCAAACAAUAUAGAAAUGCAGUUAAGAAUGAGACACGAAAUCAAUGAUAUUAUCGGCGAUAGAGUGGCAGACUAUCACCACAAGAAUGACUGCCAUUAUGUCAAUGCAUUCAUCGCUGAAACUCUUAGGUAUAAAGGGGUCGGGCCGUUAGGAACACCACACGUGGCUCUCUGUGACUAUGAAUUAGAUAAGGACAGCAAAUACAUAUCAGCCCUCCCGGGGUUCACACCCUUUGGAAUCGGACGGCGUAUAUGUUUGGGUGAAAAGCUGGCGCUCGCGGCCCUAUUCUACAUAACUGUCCGCCUAUUGAAGUCUACUCCAGACUAUGUGUUUGCGUUGCCAUCGGGUGAGGGAACGGCUGAUUUAGAGCCCGACCCUAAUAUCUCAUUUCUUCAUAGAGUUCCCAAACCCUAUGAGAUAAUACUUAAAAAACGAUAA